Spinacia oleracea (spinach) is the source of this 3025-nucleotide messenger RNA. RefSeq names its product berberine bridge enzyme-like 13. The coding region runs from base 1217 to 2878 and encodes 553 amino acids. The transcript has a single exon. Gene Ontology annotation, molecular function: oxidoreductase activity; FAD binding. Lineage: Eukaryota; Viridiplantae; Streptophyta; Magnoliopsida; Caryophyllales; Amaranthaceae. The record is from RefSeq and is a predicted model, not a curated record.
AAGAUAAGCCAAUUGUCAAUUAGAGGGCCUAAACAGUGGCUACAGUCAUGCAAGAAAAUACACAGAACAGCCACUUUAUAUCAGAUCAGAAUGGUUCUGAUCGGUAUUGAACCAUCUAAAUUGGUACAGUUCAUUAUUGUAACAAUGAAAGUGAUACACAAGUCCUAUAAAAGUCUGAAAAUAGAUAAAGAAUUGUCUAUUAGCUCAAUACAUAACAACACCAUUCAGAUCAGAUACUAGAAUCCUUGUCAGAAAUCUGAAGACCUGAAAAUAAUACUAUGUUGCAGAAUGAGAAAAUGACUGAUUAUUCUGAUCUAAAUAUGAACUACUACACAUUAUAGAAUGAAAAGAAACCAGAUAAUUUUAGCUGCCUAGUAUGUCAGCUGAAUGUUAGUUUGAUUCACAUGACAUUAAUAUCAGACGCAUGCUCAUAAAACAUAAUGUACCUUGUGCAAAGGUGCUUUCGAACUAAUGUAUGCUGAAAGAGUAAAGCUUAUUGCACAUAUUGAUUGGUUCAUACUCCCAAAUUUGGGCUAAUUUUAAAUUGAAUACUUUCAAUAGUGGUUUGCUUAUUUCGAAAGCAAAAGAACAUAGAACUUUACAUAGGAUCUUUACAUGUACGUAUGUUUUUCUGCGGCCUCGUUGAGUACCUGCAAGUGAGAGAUCAAGUGUCCAAUUUGGACAAACCUUACCGAGACUGCAAGCUUAGAUCACAUUCAAAAGAGUGCAGGUUUCAGUCAUGAAUUUACCUUUGAAGAAACAUUUGACAGAAUUUGAAGCUACAAACUAUAUCAUGCUUGAAAAAGUACAUCUUUUCAGAUAAAUCAACCUUAAAGAAACAGAAUUCUAAUUUUAUCAUGCUGAUGUGACAUAAUGCCAACUUCUUUGCUAAGAAUUUCUUCUUCGAGUAAUCAGCACUUAAUCCAGAUUCUGCAGCAAUAUCUCAGCUUUACAGUUGAUUGAACCAAAUUUAUCUAAUACUUUUGGUGACUGGUAAGAAACUAGUUCAAAGGAGCGGCAUUAAAUAUGGAAAACCAGUAAUUAGUACAGAGUAUUAAUGUAAAAUAAUCCAAGUCAAAAAAAAUACACUGAAAGUCCGAACAAGCAACAUUCAUAGCUUCAACCAAAAGCAUUACCAGCCUCUAUAAAUCCUCGAGUAUUACAGAACAGGGUAAAGAUAGUCGUUUCCCUCUGAGUGCUCUACCCACAAAAGACUAUGUUGACAAUGCCUUCAGGCACUUCAAAAUUCCUGUCAGUCCUUCUGGUUCUGACAAUAUGUGCCUCCUAUGCAUCAGCAGAUUCAAUCCAACAGAGUUUUCUUCAAUGCUUUGAUAGGAACAGAAUAUCCAAUUCCCCACUUCCCCCAUCAUGUUAUACGCCGACAAAUUCUUCCUUCUCUAUUGUCCUCCAAUCCACUGCUAACAACCUAAGGUAUCUCGUGCCUUCUGUGAAAAAGCCUGAACUUAUUUUAAUGCCAACAGACGAAUCCCAUAUCCAAACUGCUGUUAUAUGUGCAAAAAAGCUAGGGGUUCAGCUAAGGAUUCGUAGUGGGGGGCAUGAUUAUGAAGGAGCUUCUUAUGCAUCCGAGAUGGAAGAACCCUUUGUUAUCCUUGACAUGGCCAAACUUCGAAUGGUAACAGUUCAGAUUGAAGAUACGAGUGCUUGGGUGCAGGUUGGUGCCACCAUUGGUGAGCUCUACUACAAGAUAUCAGUAGAGAGCAAGGUCCAUGGCUUUCCUGCUGGGUUGUGCUCUAGCUUGGGUGUGGGAGGGCACAUCACAGGGGGUGCUUAUGGUCCAAUGAUGAGAAAAUAUGGGCUCGGAGCUGACAAUGCCAUUGAUGUUCGGAUGGUAGAUGCCAAUGGUCAGAUUCUCGAUCGUAAUUCCAUGGGGGAGGAUUUGUUUUGGGCCAUCAGAGGAGGUGGUGGUGGGAACUUCGGGGUCAUCUUAGCAUGGAAGGUUCAGUUAGUCCCGGUACCAGAAAAGGUGACAGUUUUUACUGUUGCGAAAACCUUGGAGAUGGGUUUAACAAAAGUCUUAACCAAAUGGCAACAAGUUGCUGAUAAGACAGAUGAAAAUCUCUUCAUCAGAGUCAUAAUGCAAAACUCGAAAACCCCUAAGGGUGACAAAACUAUGUUAGGUUUGUUUCAGGCCUUGUUUCUUGGAUCAGCUGAUGAGCUACUCAAAGUUAUGCAACGUGAUUUUCCCGAAUUAGGGUUGCAAAAGAAAGACACUUCUGAAGUUAGUUGGAUAGAAUCAGUACUUUAUAUCGCUAACUACCCCUCUGGAACGAAGCCUGAAAUCUUCCUUGAAGGAAAGCCAACAUUCUUGAAUUACUUCAAGGCAAAGUCAGACUUUGUUAGGGAAGCUAUACCAGAAAGUGGACUUGAAGGUAUGUUUAAACAGUUAAUGGAAGACGAGGGUUCUCUAAUGAUCUGGAACCCUUACGGUGGGAUGAUGAGCAAGAUACCUGAGUCUCAGACCCCAUUUCCUCACAGAGCUGGGACCAAAUUCAUGAUCCAGUAUGUGGUAACUUGGCAAGAUGGGGAAAGUAGUAAAACUAGGCAUAUGGACAGUAUUAGGAAGCUGUAUAACUAUAUGACACCUUAUGUAUCUAUGUUUCCUAGGGAAGCGUAUGUGAAUUAUAGGGAUCUGGAUUUGGGUAUGAACAAAGAUGGGUAUGCUAGCUUUAUACAGGCAAGUGCAUGGGGUAGCAUGUACUAUAAAGAUAAUUUUAACAGGCUAGUGAAGAUCAAGACCAAGUUUGACCCUGAGAAUUUCUUCAGGCAUGAACAGAGCAUCCCACCUCUUCCGGUUAUGGAAAACAAAAAAGUUACUCAAUGGGAUACAACAUGCCAUACAUCCGAUGAUCAGGUGUAAGAGGCUUGUUUAGUUGUUUUAUCAGUAUGCUGUGAACUUGUGAAGCUUGUUUUGUAGUUUUUCCUUGUAAUAUUUUGUCAAACAAUGUUUUUUAAGAUGUAUUAUGUAAAAAAAGUUGAAUGGAAUUUUAUUAUAUUGUUGUUGAAA